UUGUGAAUGCAUCAUAUGCUCCUCUCUCCCCCUGUCGUGAACGCCUCCAUUGGACUAGAGGGACCACUACUAUAAACAUACCAAGAGUCCCAGCGAGAGAAGAAGACCACGUCGUUGUUGUCCACGGCCAAGUUGGAGACGUUUCGUGGCUGUUUUUUUUUCUGCCUUUUCUGCUCCUGAAAAACUCUGAAAAAACAGACAAAAACUUGACGCCGAAGCAGCUUCAGGACCAACUCAGGACUGACUUUGCGACUGCAUUUGCGACUUUUUUUUUUUAAUUCUAAAAGUUGCGCUCAAAUGAUUCAAGAAACUCUCGAGAUUUUUGUUUCCCACACAGGAUUUUAAAGGUAUUUCAAAGACCAUAUGAGGAAUAUCUGUUUGCUUUGAGGUUCAACGCCGUCGAGCAAAGACGUUUCUCUGGAGCAGAAAACGGCAUGUAGCGCAGGAUCAAGGCACCCGUUCUUCCUCCUCCACCUCAUCGUCCUUCUCCUCCUUUCCGGGCAUCUUUGGGAAUGGGCCAGCGCCUUGCCAGGGUGCAUCUCUCCACCCGGUGGUGUGGUUGGCGUCGCGCGAGAGUGAGGAGGGCAACGGCCAGGUCAUAGAGCCUGCCCACCCCUCUCUCCGCUUGCUUUCUCCCAAGUGACUUUUGACCUUUGACUCAGCUGUGACCCCGCCGUGACCUCCGGCCAGCCAUGCCCUUCCGGCUGAAGCUGCGGCGCACGCGGCGCUACAACGUCCUGAGCAAGAACUACUUUGUGACACGGAUUCGCCUGCUGGACAGCAAUGUGAUUGAAUGCACUCUGUCGGUGGAGAGUACGGGACAGGAAUGUCUGGAGGCGGUGGCCCAAAGGCUGGAGCUACGGGAGACCCAUUUCUUCGGACUGUGGUUCCAAGGAAAGACCCAAGCCCCGGCCCAGCGUUGGGUGGAGCUGGAGAAGCCCCUCAAGAAGCAGCUCGACAAGUUUGGCAAUGAGCCGCUGCUCUUCUUCGGGGUCAUGUUCUAUGUGCCCAAUGUUUCCCGGCUGGAGCAAGAGGCCACGAGGUAUCAGUAUUACUUGCAGGUGAAGAAGGAGGUGUUGGAUGGACGUCUCCACUGCACAGUAGAGCAGGGGAUCAGACUAGCGGGCCUAGCAGUACAAGCUGACUUUGGAGACUUCACCCAGUUCAUGUCUCAGGACUUCCUCAGGGAGUAUGUGCUCUUCCCAGUGAACUGGCCUAAUGGAGACGAGGUGCUGGAGGAGUGGACGCAGAAAGUCGCAGAGGAGCACAAGAGUCAUUGUCGAAUGCAGGCCGCUGAAGCAGAGCUGCUUUACAUCAAGGAGGUAGAGAAACUGGAUGGUUUUGGCCAGGAGAGCUUUGCUGCUAAGGACAACUACACCAACGACAUUUUCAUUGGUGUGUCCUUCAUUGGGGUGUUUGUCAAACACAGAAAUGGCAGAUCCAUCAUGCUCCACAAGUGGAAGGACAUUGGUACCAUAGCACACAACAAGUCAGCCAUCACAGUGGAGAUAACAAGCAGAGACGACACCAUCAUUUUUCACAUGGAGGAUAUGGAAAUGGCCAAGUACAUCGCUCGUCUUUUCACGGCCAGACACAAAUUCUACAAACAGAACAAGAUCUGUGCAGAGCCCACUCACUCACCUGCACCAAUCAGGAGGAGACCCACCUGGACCCACCGCCUCUCUCUGACGCGUCCCCAGUCCUGUAACUUCCAGUCAAUGCAUUCCCAGUAUGGAGAGCAUUAUCAGGACACACAGAGCUCUCAAGACAGCAUCUUCCAUGACGACCCUUAUUACAAGUCAGAAACCAGUCUGGACCGCUGCCCGGUGGACUUUCCUUUCCGAAACGGUACCGUGCCCAAUGGAAGCAUGUACAGCAGCCCCAGCCUGAGCUCCCUCAAUCAUUCCCAGACUUUCGUCCCGCCCUCUCCCAUAUCCUCCAACCUCAGCAUCCCCGGCAGCGAACUCAUGCGCCCUGACUAUAUCCCCAGCCACCGCCACAGCGCCAUCAUUGCUCCGUCCUACCGGCCCACGCCUGAGUACGAUGCUGUCAUGCGGCAGAAGCGCCACAUGCUCCCUGCUCACCAUGAUCUCCACAGCCAAUCACUGCGCAGUCUGAACAUCAGUAAUGCCUGUGCUUACCGCCAGCCUGAGGCUCUGGUGUACAGUCAGCCAGAAAUGAGGGAGAGGGGCCCUUAUCAUGGCCUGGGGCCCAGCCCUGGACCUUACACGCCACAGAUCAGCUACAGUAAGCCAGUGUCCCAUGGCCCUCAUCAGGGAGGACCAGCCAGCAGCCAGGGCCCCUGUCAUUCACCCUGUGUUAAUGGUGGCGGAGGCAGCGGCGGGGGUGGAGGUGUAGGAAGCUCCAUCUCUCACACUGUCAGCACACCUGAGUUGGCAAAUACCAAACAACAGGGGACCAAUGCGGGAAGCUAUGCAGCUACUGCCAACAUGCUGAGAAACCACAUGUCGCGCCCCCCUCCACCUUACCCUUCCAGCUCCUUCCGCCCGGCCACCAGUACACCGGACCUGGCCAGCCACCGUCACCGCUGCAUCGGGGGUAGCAGUCCGGAGCUGGUUACCCGCAUGGUGCAGCUGUCGGUCAAGACCUUCCAGCCGGACAGCUCAGCCGUGGUGCAUCAGUCCCUGCAGGAGGUUAGUGAACCAUUAACUGCAGCUGCUAAGCACCGCUCCACUCUUGGCAAGAGACACAGCAUGGAGGUGAUCAGCAGCAUGAGAGGCGGAGGGGGAGGGAUGGAGGGCAUGGUGAUGAAGGGCAUGAAUGCUCCACUUCAUCGGAGGAAUACUCUCAGAGAACAUGUGAUGCCGCCUCAGCCUCAAUCCAUUCCUCAGCCCCAGCCCCAAACCCCUCAGUCACAACCCCAGGCGCAGCCCCAGCCUCCACCUCAGCAGGCGAAGGAGUUGCCCAUGCAGAUGCCUGCCCAGAAAGCACCCGAGGCCUCUGUAGCGCCACCGGCAGCAGUGGCCUACCAGCAUCAAAAGACUCUCUCUAAUGCCACCAUGCUCAUUCACAGUAGUGAGAGUGAAGAAGAGGAGGAGGAGGAGGAGGAAGAGGAGAGGCCUGAGCUGGACGUUCAAAUCCCAGGUCUCAACGAGGACAUCAGCAUCAGCGCUCAGCUCCAGGCUGCUCUCGCAAAGCUGCCCAACAAACCCCCUCCAGAGUACCCUGGUCCUCCUAGACCUCCUAGCAAUGCUCAGAUCCGCAACCACACCCACAAUCACAACCACACUCACCACCACAACCACAAUCAAGGACCACAGAGCAACCAGGGACAAAUGGACCCAAACCAAGCCCAGGGCCGGUCCCUCAAAACUGGGCAGAACCAGGGUGGUGGCGGGCCUGGAGGAGGUUGUGGUGCGGGUGCUGGUGGGACACUGACCCGAGGGGACCAGGGUGGGGUGAAUGGAAUAGUUUUAGGUCCAUCCAUCUCAGAACCAGACCUGACCAGUGUGAAGGAGAGGGUGAGGAAGGAGCCAGUCAAAGAGAGGCCAGUGUCAGAGAUGUUCUCCUUGGAAGACAGCAUAGUGGAGAGGGAGAUCGCUCAAAGGACGCUGGAAAGACAGAAGAUGUCCGUGGACUCCAUGAAGAGGCCGCUGAUGAUGGCCGCCCUCAACGGCCUGUAUGUGGCCCGGAUGCCUGUCCCCAAGGGUCCCUCGGAGGAAGGCGCCAAGGCUGCUACCGACGAACGGUGUAAGACCUUGGAGUUGAAGCUGGAAGAGGAGCGGGUCUUCACUGAGUAUGAGCAGGUGCCCAAGAAGAGGGCGAACUGUGUCCUCACCACGGCAACUCUGCCCGAAAACACAGAGCGCAACCGUUUCCGUGACGUCGUUCCUUAUGAAGAGAAUCGUGUCGAGCUUGUGCCCAACAAGGAGAACAACACAGGCUACAUUAAUGCCUCGCAUAUCAAGGUGAUGAUCAGAGGGGAGGAGUGGCACUACAUCGCCACCCAGGGCCCUCUAGCCAACACCUGUGCCGACUUCUGGCAGAUGGUCUGGGAGCAGGGGGUCAACGUCAUCGCCAUGGUUACUGCAGAGGAGGAGGGUGGCCGGUCCAAGAGUCACCGCUACUGGCCUAAACUGGGCUCCAAACACAACUCGGCCACUCACGGCAAGUUCAAGGUGACCACCAAAUUCCGCACCGACUCGGGCUGCUAUGCUACCACGGGGUUAAAGGUCAAACACCUGCUGUCUGGCCAGGAGAGGACGGUCUGGCACCUGCAGUACACUGACUGGCCUGAGCAGGGCUGUCCUGAAUAUGUCAUGGGAUUCCUCUCCUACCUAGAGGAGAUCCAGUCUGUAAGGAGACACACUAACUCCAUGCUGGACACCUCAAAGAGCCUCAAUCCUCCUGUGGUGGUGCACUGUAGCGCUGGUGUGGGUCGAACCGGCGUGGUCAUCCUCACUGAGCUCAUGAUCAGCUGCCUGGAGCACAAUGAGCCAAUGGAGGUUCCCACCAUGUUGUCAGAGCUGAGGCAGCAGAGGAUGCUGAUGGUGCAGACCAUCUCCCAGUACAAGUUUGUCUACCAGGUCCUCAUCCAGUUCCUCAAGAAUUCCCGCCUCAUCUGAGCGCAGGCUUUGCAUGACGUGGCAGAAUGGCAGCAGAAGAUGACAAUGGUACUUAAUGCAAGCAUGAGGACUGAUACAGCAGAUAUAAACUGAUAGCAGAUGCAGUUAGAAGCAGCUCCGCUUUGAUGUUGAGUUUGCUACGUGGCAGUUUAUGGUUAUGGAAAUGUGUCGAGUUGCGUACAAACUCACCUCGUGGGAGGAAAGGAUUCGUGUUGGCUUGUACUGAAUCUGAUGACCAUUUCUCCUAGUCAGUGUGUUCACAUUUCAUUCUUUUAUCCCCUGGGAUUUAAUCUUGGACCUGACCUUUCCGUGUGGAGAAGGCAUGUUUGUGCGUUUUCACCGCGCAGGUCAGGUGAAUAAGCAGCUUAUCUUUCCUGCAGGCGUGAAUGUGUAUGUCUGUCUCAGUGCCCUGUGUGCUGUCCUGAGAUUUCUUAGGAAAUAUCUUGAGAAAUCAAGUCUUACAGUUACAGUUUGGAUAGAUUGCCUGUCUGCUACUUUUCUCAUUCAUUAUUUAGCCAUUAUUAGAAAUGGCAUUAUGCUGCAUGAACAGUAGGUGGCAGCAGUAUUAUUACUAAACUCUAUACUCUCAAAGAGUUUGCCAAACAAAAAUACUCUUAAAAUCACUGUUCUAAAAUGUUCCUAUAUUUUUAACAGAAUAUUGAUUAACACAGCAGAUAUUUACUUCAACUUGUAACAAAUGUUUUAAUUUAUUUCUUUCAAGAUUGUGGUCACAUUUGCCAUAGAACAGAGCAUUGACAAGCAUGUUGAUCUUUUUGAACUUGUCUUAAUUUUGAUAAUAUUUUCCAGAAAGCCUUCCUUGUGAAUGCCACAAGAGUUCCUUCUGAACGUUCCUCCUUUUAAACAUUUCAAUUAAGAUCCCACUUUCACAUGUAAAACACAUACAAGCACACACAAAGUACAUUUCAACAAUCAUUAGUUUCCACGAAUCGCAGCGCCUUACGAUCAAAUGCGUCUUGUUACAUUUUUUUUUUUUUUUACCUAAAUGCAUUUCAAAAUGCUGUCCGAUGAAUUGGAGGUAAUGUACACAUAUAAUUUCACUGUUCGUAUAUGCAGUUAAUAGAGAACUGUGCCCUAAGAUACAGCAUGCACUGUAUCAUGAUGCCUUAUUGAAACAUGAAACGAGAAGCUGCCUGGCUGAUCCUUGUUCUGGAUCGGGUUUGAUAAACUAAAUUCCUUUUUUUUUUUUACCUCCAAAGAUUAAAUCUUUAAAUCAGUAUUUUACAGUUUAUGUUUUGAUGUGAGCACAACUUUAACAUUUCAAAUCAUUUACCUAACUCUCAGGUAAAGAUUUGGCAGUAGGAGAAUGCUGAUGUCUUGGUUUAUUGUUGAAGGACAACAGUUUAGUGACUGUCUUUGCCAAAAAAGAAAAAGGCAGCUGUUUCUACUAAUCUGAUCCAAACCCAGUAGAUUACUGUGUUGCCAAGAAUCUGAAUCCUGUGUAUAAAAUCACCUUCUGAAGAAUUUUCUUUUACAUGUUACAUUAAAUAUACUUUUUUUUUUUUCCUCUGAAUUGUAAUGCAAAGCCCGCUGUGUCCAAAAUAACUUUGUACAUAAUGGGCUUGUGAGAAAAAAGAUUUCUACAAAUGUUUUAUAUAGUUUUUUUUUUUUUUGGACUUGGUACCCUAAAAAUACCGCAACAUAAUAAACUAUGCAUGCAUUUUUAUAUUUCAAUGUAUAUAUUCUCAGAUAAGUAUAAGCUUUAUGCUUUCUUGACAUGUAAGUGUUUUGUUGCACUUCAGUUCUUUUUGUGACAGUAUUUUCUCACACGGCAUUCCACUGUUUGUUAAUAUUUAAUUUUUCCCUUUAAUUUUCCUUUUUUUUUUUGGCAAAACUCCCAAAUACGUUUCAAAGUAUGUGUACAUAUGUUUUGUAUAUGCGUUUUCAGUGCAUCAAGUCUUUUGUUUUUCUCUCCCCAGACAUGUAUGAAGCUGUCGUACUUGCUUAUUAUGCAAUAAAGCCUUAUUUUCUUUAA
Seriola aureovittata is the source of this 6579-nucleotide messenger RNA. RefSeq names its product tyrosine-protein phosphatase non-receptor type 14-like. The record is from RefSeq and is a predicted model, not a curated record. Gene Ontology annotation, molecular function: protein tyrosine phosphatase activity. NCBI's taxonomy places the organism in Eukaryota, Metazoa, Chordata, Actinopteri, Carangiformes, Carangidae. The coding region runs from base 693 to 4586 and encodes 1297 amino acids. The transcript has 20 exons. Gene Ontology annotation, biological process: lymphangiogenesis; protein dephosphorylation. Gene Ontology annotation, cellular component: cytoskeleton.